Messenger RNA from Oryzias latipes (Japanese medaka), 1572 nucleotides. RefSeq names its product kelch domain-containing protein 1. Lineage: Eukaryota; Metazoa; Chordata; Actinopteri; Beloniformes; Adrianichthyidae. Gene Ontology annotation, molecular function: protein binding. The record is from RefSeq and is a predicted model, not a curated record.
AAUAAGCCUGCACCAGGGGAGGUCAUUUAUCUGGUGGGAGGAGUUAGGCCUAUUUCAGGCAGAAGCUCGAAAAACACGUUCCGCAAACUUUGCAUUUCAACCGUUUUCUUCCUGGAACAGGUGUCACCGGGAUCUUUCGAGCUCCGCUCCCGGUUCCCCGCCGUUUUUCUCCGGUUUGGUUAGCGGGACGACGCGCAGUAGCAGCCGGCGGGGAGCAUGGAUGCCUGCCCGGUGAGGAGCAGUCACACGGCCUUCAUCCAUGGCAACACGCUGUACGCGUGGGGAGGAUACCAGGUAGUUGCAGGACAGGAUGUCGUGUUGCCCAGUAAUGAGAUAUGGCUCUGCGAUUUAGACAGCGGCAUGUGGGAGAGAAAGGAGAUGACAGGAGACAUUCCUCCACAUUCACCAGGUUUCUGUGGAUCAAAUAUUAACAGCACACUCUAUGUGUUUGGAGGAUGUGACCCUGGUGGAUACUCAAACCAGAUGUUCAGUGUCGACAUGUCGAAGCCUUGCUGCUCCUGGAGGAAAGUUCUUAAUAGUACAGGGAAGACACCCUCUCCCCGAAACAAACAUUCCUGCUGGGUGCAUAAAGACAGAUUAAUUUACUUUGGUGGAUAUGGCUGUAAAACCAUGAGUGAGGUACAAAACGCAUUUCCAUCUAGCUUCAUUGUGGAAGAGAUGUCCUGGACAACAAUUGGAGACACUUUAUUCCAAUGUCUGGGGUGGAACAGUGAAGUCAAUGUUUUUGACACUCGAACCUCCACGUGGAGCAUGCCAGAGACUCGAGGUUCUGCUCCUUCCCCCAGAGGCUGCCAUGCCAGUGCAUUACUGGGAAACAAAGGGUUUAUCACGGGUGGUGUAGAAACAGCAGAGUUGGACAUCUUCUGCUUAGACCUUGAGACCUGGACAUGGACCCAAUUUGACUUCCAGCUUUCUUGCGCACCCCUUGGCCGCUCUAUGCACACCAUGACAUCCAUGUCUGAUCACACAAUCUUCGUAUAUGGCGGCCUUGGCACAGAUGGAAACACCCUAAGUGAUGCCUGGUUGUUUAACGCAAAAAGAAGAGAAUGGACCAAAGUGACACACCAACACAAGGACAAGCCCAGGGUUUGUCACACUGCAUGUCUGGGAAGUGACGGCAACGUUGUAGUGUUUGGAGGAACCAGCAAACUUUGCAUCCGUGUCGACUCUUUGGCUGUUCUGAGGACUCCAUCGGAGCAUCACUGCAGCGACGUUCUCUUUUUUCAGAUGCAGCCGUACUCUCUCUGCAGACUAAGUGAAGACUUCAUUGGAAGGAACUCUGAGCUUUUCAGUCAGAAACUCAGCUGGCUGCCAUCCAAACUAUACAACAAAAUAAAGAAGAGAGUGACCUUUUUCUCCAUCACCAAGCCUGAUCUUACAGCAUAAAGGAAUGUUUUUUUUACACCUACCAUGUUCUGAGCCACUUGGUUUCUUAAUGAAGUGUUUAAUUUUGUAUCUUUGUGUUCGUACAAUUUAAAUAUGUUGGUGCUAUAGAUGUGCUGUUUUAACUUGAAAUAGAAGUUGUAAAUAAAGUCUUUGUUUUAAAUACUA